Messenger RNA from Pangasianodon hypophthalmus (striped catfish), 3709 nucleotides. RefSeq names its product armadillo repeat containing 8 (gene armc8). Lineage: Eukaryota; Metazoa; Chordata; Actinopteri; Siluriformes; Pangasiidae. Gene Ontology annotation, molecular function: protein binding. The transcript is spliced from 22 exons. Bases 580 to 2643 code for a protein of 687 amino acids. The record is from RefSeq and is a predicted model, not a curated record. Gene Ontology annotation, biological process: proteasome-mediated ubiquitin-dependent protein catabolic process. Gene Ontology annotation, cellular component: GID complex.
UAUUGGACUCAGUAUUGGACUCAAAGCCGUCAUUAGUGUGGCUUUCGCAGCCAAUGUCAGCUGAUCUGUGGUCAGCACAGUACACUGUUUUGAAAGUCAAACCAUUUUAUAUUCACGUCUAAAAGCAUAGUGGAGAUUAUCCUGCACACCUGAGCCUUUCUGCACGUUGUCAUUAGUAGGGAAUAGUUCUAGCAGUGUCAGUGUGUUUAUGCUUUCUGAGAGGUGUCAUGUGACUCUCGGGAGUGCUUCUGUCAUGUGACUCUCAGUAGUCAUCCUGAUUUUGAUAAGACAGUAAUGCAAAUCUCUCGUCCUCAUCAUUCUAACUCAGCUGAAGGUUUUUGUUUAUGCAGCACUGACACUAUUUAACAUCCAAGAAGGCUGUGUUUCCAAAACAUUAGACAGCUUGCCCUUAUGCUUAGUAUUAGUGCUUAUGUAAGGUGCUCUGACAUGCCAGGGUUGAUAUUUGAGCCUGAGUGUUUGUUCCCGAGCUUCAGGCUGCUAUGCUUACGUCACGAGGAUCUGGAGUUCCUAUAAAGUGAUCUAAGUGGUCACAGUCCUUCUAGAAACUUCUGUCCACGGAUGAAUGCAAACAAACACGGUUAUCAAGUGUCAGAUCUUCAUUUCGUUGCCCAAGAGAGCUGGCGAUGGCUGGAUUCAGGGCUAGCGGAAGUCACAGCCACCAGUCGCCAUUAUGUUGACCGGCUCUUCGACCCCGACCCACAGAAAGUGCUCCAAGGAGUCAUUGACAUGAAGAACGCUGUGAUUGGAAACAACAAACAGAAGGCUAACCUGAUUGUGCUGGGAGCCGUGCCCAGGCUCCUGUAUUUACUCCAGCAGAGCUCGUCCAGUGCGGAGUUGAGGACAGAGUGUGCAGUGGUGUUAGGCAGCCUGGCCAUGGGCACCGAGAACAACAUCAAGUCCCUGGUGGACUGUCACAUCAUCCCCGCCCUGCUGCAAGGUCUCUUGUGUCCUGACCUGGUCUUCAUUGAGGCCUGUCUGCGCUGCUUAAGAACAGUCUUCAUCAGUCCUGUCACGCCGGUGCAGCUACUCUACACGGACCCCACUGUGAUCCCUCACCUGAUGUCUCUGCUGAGCCGGUCCCAGCGCACACAGGAGUACAUCACCGAGAUUUUCUCUCACUGCUGCAAGACUCCAGAGCAUCAGACAGUUUUGUUUAACAAUGGCGCAAUCGAGAACAUCGCGCCACUGCUGACGUCACCAUCCUUUAAGGUACGAAUGCAGGCGUUAAAAUGCUUCUCCGUCCUUGCAUACGAGAACCCUCAGGUCUCCAUGACGCUGGUGAAUGUGCUGGUGGAAGGCGAGCUGCUCUCUCAGGUUUUUGUGCGAAUGAUGCAAAGAGAUAAACCCAUUGAAAUGCAGCUGACAGCAGCCAAAUGUUUAACAUACAUGUGUCGAGCGGGAGCCAUCAGGACAGAUGACAUUUGUAUCACACUAAAGACUCUACCGUGCCUGGUGCGCAUGUGCAGUAAGGACCGGCUGUUGGAGGAGCGGGUGGAGGGGGCGGAGACGCUGGCCUACCUGAUGGAGCCGGAUGUGGAGCUCCAGAGGAUAGCGAGCGUCACAGAUCACCUGGUGGCCAUGCUCGCCGACUACUUCAAAUACCCCAGCUCAGUCAGCGCCAUCACCGACAUCAAGAGGCUGGAUCAUGACUUGAAGCAUGCGCAUGAGCUGAGGCAAGCAGCCUUCAAACUCUACGCCUCUCUCGGCUCUAAUGAUGAAGACAUUAGGAAAAAGAUCACAGAGACGGAGAACAUGAUGGACAGGAUAGUGAGUGGCCUUUCCGAGUCCAGCAUAAAGGUCCGCUUAGCUGCCGUCAGAUGUCUCCACAGUUUGUCACGAUCAGUACAACAGCUGAGAACGAGUUUCCACGAUCAUGCAGUGUGGAAGCCACUAAUGAAGUUGUUACAGAAUGCCCCAGAUGAAGUGCUGGUCAUGGCCUCGUCAACACUAUGCAACCUACUGCUGGAAUUUUCACCCAGCAAAGAGCCCAUCCUGGAGUCUGGAGUGAUCGAUUUACUAUGCAGCUUAACACAAAGCGACAGUCCCGCACUGAGGGUCAAUGGCAUCUGGGCUCUCAUGAACAUGGCUUUCCAGGCUGAUCAGAAGGUCAAGGUGGAGAUCAUGAGAGCGCUGGGGACAGAACAACUCUUCCGGCUCCUCUCUGACCCUGACACCAACGUGCUUAUGAAGACUCUGGGACUGCUGCGCAACCUGCUCUCCACACGACCACACAUAGACCAGAUCAUGAGCUCCCAUGGCAAGCAGAUCAUGCAGGCAGUUACACUGAUCCUGGAGGGAGAGCACAGCAUAGAGGUCAAAGAACAGACUUUGUGCAUACUGGCCAACAUUGCUGACGGAAACACAGCCAAGGAGCUCAUCAUGACAAACGACGACAUGCUUCAGAAAGUCAAGUACUACAUGGGGCAUUCCAAUGUGAAGCUGCAGCUGGCUGCCACCUUCUGCAUUUCCAACCUCGUGUGGAAUGAGGAGGACGGUUCCCAGGAGAGGCAGGAUAAAUUAAGAGAAAUGGGUUUUGUAGAUAUUUUACACAAACUCACCCAGGCAUCAGAUCCUAACCUCUGUGACAGAGCAAAGACAGCGAUGCAGCAGUACUUGGCAUGACCCUGAGCGAAGGCAGCCAUCACUGAGAGGAUUGGCCUCCCCUUGUCUCUCUUCUGUUUGAGUUUUUGGAGUUUUGUUUUGUUGCACAAGACACCUUUCGAACCUGCGGAGACUCUCCCGAUCAAUGCCAUAACCUAGAGACGCGGUUGCCAGGGGCAAUGGAACGCUUGCGAACAUGUCUUCUACUUUUUGUGCUGAACUCGUAGAAGAUGGGUUUUUGUGGCUUUUUCCUCUUGUUUUUUUUAUUUUAGUUUUGGAUUUUGAACAGUGAUUUGGUUUAAAAAAAAAAAAAAAAAAGGACUUUAAUCUGCUUGUGCUGCAGUGCCACCCGGUGGUUUGGAUGCUUUGGUGCUUUGGACUUCGUCUCAGACUGCUAAGCUAAACAGACUAAUGGCAGGGUCAAAGGGAGCGUUGCCUCCUUAUUUCAGUUUGCUGACUUGUUAUUGAUAUUAUUAUAAUUAUUAGCAUUAAUUAUUAAUGUUGUUUUAAGAGGGGCUUCAUUAAGAGAGGACAAAGUUUAAAAAAAAAAAGACUGCUUUUUUGUGGAUACAUACCUCGUAAAUAUCUCUCUCUCUCACGCUCUCUAAAUAUAUAUAUAAAUAUAUAAAUAUAAAUAUAUAAAUAUAUUUUUUGAUUUAUAAUCCCCCCCCCAGAUUUUCUUUUCCUUGUGUUCUUUCCUCUAAAUGAUCAUUUGUAGGGGACGAGGACAAUAUAGUAGAAGCUGGAGUUGUGAGAAGUGCUUUCUUGUGGGGGUGAAAUGAGCAGACAUGCAUUAAAAAUAAUAUACAGAAUUUAAAAAGCCACUAAAAGUAAAGGUGUGCUUAAAUCACCUUGAGUCUCUGCUUUGCAACUUGCAAUGCAGCUCUAGUCCGGCUCAAUCUAUUCAAUGUCAUAUUUUAUUAUUUUUUUUCUAAUUUAUGACAUUAGUCUAUUGGUUUCUUUAAAACAAUUUUGUGUUAUUAUUAAUGCCGCUCUGUGAAUGUUCCCCCGUCACAUGUACCUGAAUUUUCACAUGUACCUGAAGUUUCAAAAUACAAAAGCAGAAUAUAUUUAAGAAUAAGACUAA